AUAAGAUGAAGACGCGCAACAGGCAGAGAAAGAAAAACAAAAGAGUAAAGCAAAAGAAAAGAAAGAAAAACGAAAAAUGGUUACAGACAGUUCAUCCGAGAAGACAAGUAGUAGCACCAAAAGCGGAGGUAGAACAACUACGUCGACGACACUCUCAGCAGUUGGCAACCUCAUAAAGCUGCUCCCUACAGGAACAGUGUUCGUGUUCCAAUUCGUGAACCCCGUUUUAACCAACAGCGGGAAAUGCAACGCCACGAACAAGUGGCUGAGCUCCGUUCUUUUGGUGGCAUGUGGCUUAAGUUGCGCCUUUUCUUCCUUCACCGACAGCUACACAGGCACUGACGAGAAGAGGCACUACGGCUUCGUAACCUGUAACGGACUUUGGCCUUCUUCCGUUCCAGCAGCCAACUCCGAUAACUUGUCAAGGUACAGACUAAAGUUUGGAGAUUUUGUGCAUGCUGCGUUGUCGUUGUUGGUGUUUGCGGUGUUGGGGCUCUUGGAUUCAAACACUGUGCACUGCUUCUACCCUGAUUUUGAGUCGACUCAGAAGCAACUGCUUCAGGUGCUGCCCGUGGCUAUUGGGGCGGUUGCGGGUUUCUUGUUCACGAUUUUCCCUAAUGAUCGUCAUGGAGUUGGAUACCCUUUAACUUCUGAUUCUAACGACACCACCUCUAAACCCAAUCCUACUCCUACCGCAUCUCCCCAACAAAAUCCCAACAACAGUGUUUAGCAUUAUUAGGAUUUCUUUUUUUUUUUUUCCAAUGCAUGUAAUGAUGUAACCAGAAAGUGAAGAAUUGUCUUUUGCUUUUCGGCGACUUUAGGAUGGCUUUAUGUAUUUGUCCGGUAGAUCUUCUUAGGUAUAAUCUACAGUCAAGUUAUAACUUAUGUAGUUCACGACGUACGGGAACAACAAAACAAGAAUGAUUUUUAUAUAUAUUAUUCGUGGAAAAGUAUAUAUAAAUAAUUAAAUUGAAUGGUUUAAAUU
Molecule: messenger RNA, 985 nt
Organism: Cajanus cajan (pigeon pea)
Lineage: Eukaryota; Viridiplantae; Streptophyta; Magnoliopsida; Fabales; Fabaceae
Source: RefSeq, a predicted model, not a curated record